Molecule: messenger RNA, 1662 nt
Organism: Peniophora sp. CBMAI 1063
Lineage: Eukaryota; Fungi; Basidiomycota; Agaricomycetes; Russulales; Peniophoraceae
Source: the annotation of a GenBank genome assembly
AUGUCCUUCGACCUGGCUUCCUCUAGUGCCUCUGCACAGAUCAAUCGACUACCAAACGAGCUUCUCGCCGAGAUCUUUGUGCGCACGCAUGAUAUACUGUCCUUCUAUGGGGAUAAUCCCACCUACGAGGGAGCGGCUUUGUGCGCUUUUCUUUCUCACGUAUGCCGGCGCUGGAGAAGCGUAGCCAUCUCGUGCCAGUAUCUUUGGGCUUCUCUCCCCUGCAAGACUGAAAAGUGGACGAAAGCCUGCCUGGCGCGUGCGCAUUCGGGCCCGGUGGCGUUGCAAUUCUAUACGCUCCCGGAAGACGACUUCAUGGCCUCGCUUUCUCGCGAGACUUGUAAUCACUUAUUCGAUACGAUUCCGCGUGCCAUCUCUCUAGACGCUUGGCUCCAACUCGGAGAGGCUGUGCCUGCGGGCAUACUAGCCCACACGGACGAGGUCUUGCGAGCACUCCUGGAGCAUGAAGCCCCGCUGUUGGAAGAUCUCACGAUCAGAUUCGAAGAAGAUAAUUUUGAAGAAGAAGAAUCUAACGAACCUCAUAUCUUACCAUCCCUCUUCCUCGAGAAAACCCCGUCCAAGCUUCAGCACGUCUAUCUCGAAGGUUGUGCCCUUCCCUUUCCGCAAACGAUCUUCUCGGCAGCGCUCACUACUUUGAAGCUUGACUUUGCGCGUAUCUGGACGAACAUGGAUCAGAUGGUCGAGUUCAUGCGCACAGUGCCGCUCCUGAAAGACUUUGAAUACGAGAAUUACGGCGACCCCGCGUCGUACGGGUUCGAUCCCGCGCUCUCGCGCGUGCAGCCCCUACGCUGCGUAACUCUGGCACAUCUGCGCCGCUGUCAUGUCCAGGCGGCCUUUGUCGUCGGCAUCCGCAUGUUCAGCUAUCUCGCGUUCCCGCCCGAUGCCUCCCUCUGUCUAUCGGCGUACGAGGCCAGGGACACGAGCUAUGGACAACACUAUACGGAUAUCGAACUGGAAGGCUUGAUCGCGUUUGGCUCGAAGGCUCUGAGAGCACACUAUGCGGGCUACAUGGAGCGCACUGGGCGUCAUUACGACUCGAUUGAGGUGGGACGCAAUACACUGUCGCACGUAUCGGAAUCGCGCGAUGAACUUGAAUUCGGGUUCGGGAUGCCGGAGGUGGAUGCCCCCGACGCGCAUCGGCUUCGCGCAGCCGUCGCCGCGAUGUAUCUCACAAUCCCGGUCAUCGCGCACACAAAGAUGCUCGUGCUUCAUGAAGAUUGGGAGGGGUUCACCCUACGUGACCUGUCAUACUGCAAGAACGUCGAGCGAUUGCACAUCAAGGGGAACGCCCUGGCGAUAUUUGCAAAGGCACUGAGCGAGGGAGACAUGCUUGAUAGCGCAUCGUUUCCCGUGUGUAGCGAGAUCAUAAUUGGCGCGGCCGAUUUUUCUCUGCCGACGAGGGAGGACGCACAUAGUCGGUUCCGCUUGCAGCCGGAUUGGGAGCUGCAGCUGGCCGAGACUCUGCAGAGAUAUCAGACGAACAGGGGCGGGGAGUGCACUUUGAAGAUUGUGUUUAAUCAGUGCAAGCUGGGCCCGCGAACGAUGGAGACUUUCCAGACAGCGUUGGGUGCUGAUCGGGUACAUACCACUGACCAGAAGGAAGAUAACCUCAGAUACUUUGAGGGAGGCUUUGUGUUGAUCUGA